Drosophila takahashii is the source of this 1672-nucleotide messenger RNA. Lineage: Eukaryota; Metazoa; Arthropoda; Insecta; Diptera; Drosophilidae. The record is from RefSeq and is a predicted model, not a curated record.
AUGCCUACGGGAAUUGCUGGAGAUGCUACCGCUGAUGAAAACAGGGUGAUAUUUUUAAAGCGCAAGGCAACUGCUUUAUUUAAUAGAGUGGAGCGUUUAGUGGAUUCCCUUUCAAGUGCGGCGUUAACUUCAUGCGACGAAUCCGGGCUCCACGUGAGGUUGGAGCUGAUUGAUGAGCUUCAAGGAACAUUUAAAAAGGUUCUUGGUGAGCUCGAAGAAUUGGAUUUCGAGGAAAUUGAAAGUGAUUUGAGUGAAAAAUUUGAUGACAUUCUCGUACUUUUGAAGUCAUCUGUUCGAUCCGAAAUUUCAAAGCGCGCCUCACAGCUCCUUUCGCACUCAACUCUUGCUGACGGCAUCACUCCCGGAGCUUUCGGCCUCCAGCAGCGUCAGCCUCGACAUAGGGCAACAUUACUGCCUCCACUUGAGCUUCCAAAAUUCGCUGGAGGUUAUGCAAAUUGGUCUGAUUUUUAUUCUAUGUUUACCACUAUCAUAGAUAGUCACCCUGAUCUCACCAACAUAGAAAAGCUGCAGCAUCUACGAUCAUGCCUGAGGGAUACUGCGUUGGAAACUAUUCGCUCGCUGGAAAUUUCGGACGGCAACUACGCAAUUGCUUUGGAUUUACUGCAAAAUAGAUUUGAUAAUCGUCGUUUGGUUUUUCAGGCACACAUUACUGAGAUCCUGGGAAUAAAGGCGGUGCAGAGUGGUUCCGUUUCGACACUUCGGGAGCUGUCGGAUAAAUUCAACGCUCAUAUCCGCGCUCUUAAGGGGCUGGGCACGACGGAACAAAUUGCAGGAUGCCAUCGUCCAAAUCCUGUUCCAAAAAUUGGAUCCGGCAAGUCAGGCCAAGUGGGAAGAGCGUUUAGAGGACCCUGCCUUCGUCAACUUAAUUCCUACUUGGGAGUCAAUGGCAUCAUUUCUGGAGCAGCGGUGCAGGACGUUGGAGACGAUGGAUUUUGCCAUGGCAAACUAUGCGCCGGGCAUUCAGUCUCGAUUUCAGAAAACCCCGCUGAUCUGGAUGUGUUAACCCCAGCACAUUUUUUGAAUGGUGGUCCGCCUUCAUCUUUCGUCGAGCCAGAUGUGACCAGUCUCAACUUCAAUCGCUUGGAUGGAUGGCAACGCGUGGCCUACUUGCAGCAGAUCUUUUGGUCCCGAUGGAAGGAAGAAUACCUAACACUUCUGCAGCAGCGCUCCAAGUGGCGCACCCCCAAACCGGGCCUGGUUGUCGAUGACUUAGUUCUGGUCAAGGACGAAAACUUGCCUCCCAUGAAGUGGCCCCUCGCCAGAGUGAUUGAGCUGCUGUUCGGUGGAGAUGGCGUUGCUCGAGUUGCCGUUCUGAAGACAGCGUCAGGAGUGACAAAGCGAGCAGUGAACAAGCUAUGUCUGCUGCCCCUUAAGGAUGAUGUUGAAACCCAGGCUUCCAACGGGGGGAGUAUGUCGGGUCACGCAGCCGCAGCAGCUAAUUAACUUGUAAAUCCGUACUCUUAUAUCAAUUGCAUCACGAAAGGCAUCUCUCUCUAUUUAUCUCUCCCAUUUGUUGUAUGCUUGCAUUUUGGGCCCAGCAUUCGGCUGGCUGGCCCUUCGUAAAUUCAGUAUGAAUUCUGAUCUCGCCAUAAAACGCAUUCUCGUCUCGCCUGCUGUACUCUUUCGAUAAUAAAUUGUUAACAAGCAUAAA